CAUAACUAAGGGCUCUUUUUCUGCUAGCUCCUAAAGCAAGUGACGUGAUUUAUUCAAAUUCAUACCUCUGGAUGAGCCUUGAGAAUGGCAGCUCGCCGACUUUUGUGUGGUUCCUCCGUGUAUGUCCAGUAAAUUUUAUGAUCUUUAGAUGCAUUCUUGCUAACACCUUCUUUGUGGCGAUUCGGAGGGACCAUUCCAUUCAUGCCUGAGAGUUUCUCAGUCAUUCCGCGGUUUUAAAAAAAGACAGACGAAAAAGGAUAGAAAUACAAAAAUUCACCAAAUAUGUUUUAAAAGAGAAGAAACGAUUCUACUUCUUUUACAUUCAAUUGGCUUCCUUAGGGAAAAUGGUUAACGUCAAGUACGUACAGUGGCCCUUGUAGUGGGUAAAGAUGGAAUAUAUACGGAAGGAUAGCAUGAUGAAAUCCAAAGUAGAAGAGAAAUAGAGCGGCAGUUUCCAGCUUUUCUUCACGUUUCUUUUCUUUUUUUUUUCAGAAAUUCUCCGUAUUGUAAAAGGCGUGGAAAUAGGAACAAAUAGCAGGAAUGGAAUUGGUUGAACGAUCCAUAGCUACACAAGCGGGGUGGUAGGAACUUCCCAAGAAAGGAUAAAAUAAAAUAAAAUAGAAAAAAUUCAGUAAAAUAGAUUCGGAAGGACUCCUGUUACUGCGAAAUCUGAAGUCAGUGAACUCGGUUUCGAAAAUCCUCAAAAAAGCAAAGAAGGCUCGAUAGGAUAUCUAAGAGUUGAAAUGGAAGAGUUUGAAUUCUUAUGCUUGUGAUUUCGUUCUCAUAUCGCUCUGCAUGGACCCAUAUCGACUUGAGCAAGCAAGCAAAAACGCACACGUUCAUUGUGAGUCAGUUUUCAGGAAAAGAGUAAAUUAUGUUAAUGUUUCGCCUGAUGCAUGAUGCUUAUGAUUCAUCCUACCUUCUUUUGUUCCAACAUGAACUGCGAUGGUCAAUGCAAAAGCCGUCGAACACAUUCUAUGACGGUCCCUUCUUUCCAACUGAAAUCGCAUUUCUUUUUCUUUUUCUUAACAAUUUUAUAAGAAAAUAAAACAUCGUGUUCAGUUCCUUUCGAUUGCAGUAUCUAUACAUUCACUAAGAUCUUUCUUGCUAGGCUGCUUUGCUUUGUGAAUUUGUCUUUUAACAAUACCGAUUUUUUCCAAAGAAGGCUCUUAAUUGAUCCUGUUUUAUUUCUUCAUUUUCAUAAAGUAUCUUAUAGCAUUCCUAUUUCCUUUUUUUUUUUGGACUUGCCUCAAGGAAAGCAUUGAAAAAAAUAAAACUCCUUUGUUUUGUUGCUGCGCUCGCUUUUACCGUUUUCUUUGUGCAAAAUUUUGAAUAUAGAAUAAAUCUUCUUUAAAUUAGAAAAAUGAGCGUGAUUAACGAUGAUGUUUCGAAAAAAUUAGGAACUUACAUGUUGCAAGGAUACACGCUUCUCGAUGCUGUCUGUCCUCAAUGUGAAAAGGUUCCCAUGAUGAGGUUGCGAGACCAACCCAUGUUUUGUGUAGCUUGCAUUGAAAAACCAAAAUUAGAACAAUCAAAGAAAGAGCUACCAAAAGCUGAAGUGUCGACCAGUUUAUCCUCUUCCCCCUCUCUUCCAGAAGCCUUUAGUCAGAAAGGCGACGCUGUACGACAACAACCUCCUUCUUCUCAGACAAAGUCUGAACCGCACAAAACCAGCAGGAAUAGAUCAUCUCAGCAGGAGCAGGAAUCUGUCUAUGUGAAGCUUAUCGAUGAGUUAGAAGCCCAGUUGGAAGAUUUCCUCCCGAUUCCUCACAGUGAAUGCCGCGAGGCUGCUUUUCAACGAAUCGAACGGAUUCUACGGCUCAUCGAACUCGCAAAGGAUUUGAAAGGAAAAAAUUAAACCAAAAAUGUGAUAAUGGUUCAGUAAUGUUCAAAUUUCCUUAUCAUUUUCUCACCAAAACUAUUUGUCUUAGUGAGAUUUGCAGACACUUAGUUUUAGAGUUUCAGUAAUAUUCUAAAUAAAAAAAAACAUUUAAACCAAGAAAUGC
Molecule: messenger RNA, 2006 nt
Organism: Schizosaccharomyces cryophilus OY26
Lineage: Eukaryota; Fungi; Ascomycota; Schizosaccharomycetes; Schizosaccharomycetales; Schizosaccharomycetaceae
Product: Sjogren's syndrome/scleroderma autoantigen 1 family protein
Exons: 2
Coding region: 1364-1858 (164 amino acids)
Source: RefSeq, a predicted model, not a curated record